Microstroma glucosiphilum is the source of this 2707-nucleotide messenger RNA. RefSeq lists its product as hypothetical. Bases 84 to 2600 code for a protein of 838 amino acids. Lineage: Eukaryota; Fungi; Basidiomycota; Exobasidiomycetes; Microstromatales; Microstromataceae. Gene Ontology annotation, biological process: protein ubiquitination. The transcript has a single exon. The record is from RefSeq and is a predicted model, not a curated record. Gene Ontology annotation, cellular component: cytoplasm. Gene Ontology annotation, molecular function: ubiquitin protein ligase activity.
GACAAGACAGAGCUACCUAGUCGACUUUCACCAGACCCCAUCUGCCCCACUUCAGAGACUUUCUCAUCCACACUCUGCCCAUCAUGUCGCUACGUAUGCUUCAUUUGGACGCGCUCCGAGACAAUGGAUCCCGCAACAGGCAGACGGAUGUGGAGAUGCAAGCCCCGACACAGCGAUACCCAUCCAGUCCCCUCGGUGGACCCUCUUCCGGAGCCGGAGCCCAUGAUGGAGCACUCUUUCGUACGGGUAACGCUUCAGCUGUCGGACCGGCUCCGCCACUCGAUGUUCCCGCAACCGACGCUGCUGCACCUGCACCUACUGCUGGUGGCGAGACUGCUACCCCGACCGCUAAUGCUCGCAGAGGUCGCUUUACAAGGGGCGCCAUCCAGUCGCGAAUCAGCGCCAUGAGGGAGAGAGGUACUACCAGAGAUCGAGAGAGGGAGGACAACUUCACACGAGCCUUCAAUCGUCUGCAGCUGGCACAGCAUAUGCAGGAUCUUGGUCUGACAAGUCCUGCUGCUCCACCAACUCCAAUAACGCCCCUCCGCGGUGGGGGCGCGACCUCGACGUCUGCCCUUAUAGCUGGCAGGAAAGACGCAAGGGCCAAGAAGGAGAGGGAAGAGGCGUCAACGCUUGUGGGGCCUAGCCUUUCCAAUUACUUUGGCAGCGGCAGCUCAUCAAGUGGGACGGUAGGCGGUAGCAGCUCGGCGCCGAAUGGUGCCUCCAAUUCGACCGCUGCACCUGCCAACGGCGAGGCGUCAAGUGCGGCAGGACCGCCCGAGACGCCCGGAUUUGGAAGCAGGGGCAUGGCACGCCUGGGGAGUCGUGGCAGAGCCAGAGGUGCGAGCCUGAGCGGUUUGAGCGCUCUUGGCCAGUACGGAGAAGCAUCAGACUCGCAGGCUUCGUUUGGUGAUCUACAGCAAGGACCGCUAUCGACGCACCUCGAGGCGCCUCCCACACAGCUGGAUGCUAUGACGGAAGCGGUGGCCAUGGCAGAAGGCAUCGACAUUGAAGUGCUGAAGCAAUGGAUCGAGAAGAGUCUGGAUAAUCUUGGAGCAGUUCAGAUCGAUGGAACGGGUGAAGAAGCGGUGGAAAAAGCCCUCAGUACACCUAGUCACUGCACGACUCUGCAGAGCUACGUGAACUUGAAGCGCAACACCAUUCGUCUUAUGACCUCGUCGAGCGAACCUAGUGGGGUGGCAUCGACAGCCGUAGGCUAUGGAACGUCGAUGUCCGUAGCUGUGGAGAGCUCGUCAGGUGGGCUUGUCAGUCACCCUCUCGAGCAGGCUGGAAAGGAUGGCGACGAAGCCUUCUCGUCCGCUAGAAGCAUGCCUAUCAUCCAGGAGUCGGGUCUUCGCCCUGCUCGAUCUUUAAGCAACAUGCCAGACUACGACUCGUCAGCCCUCGGAUCUUCCUCGAUGCUUGGUCCCGCGACACACCAGCUGCACUUCGAGUACGACUGCAGCGCACCAGCUGCCUCCAUUCAGAUUUUCCUCAGAGCCAGUAGGAAACAUGGCUCGUGGCAGGCGUGGUCGCAAAAGCAGGCAGAGGCUGGCUAUGACAAAGGUACAAAUUACGAGGACCCCGCUAGUAUGUCUCUGUAUCAGCAGAGGGGUCCAGCUCCACACGUCCUCGGCUGGCCUGUCCACUCUAGCAUGGUCAAGAGCGGCUUCGCUCAGCCCGUCAAGGCGUCUCUGUCGUUGAAGCUCUCGCUCUACGCUCCCCCCUCGGCUGCGACUGGCGAAGGUAAUAACAAUGGCGUUGCGGCUCCUGCAGUCGCAGCUUCGAGCAGCGCUGCGAAAGGAGAACCAGCUCCCUCAAGCUCGGCGCCACCAGCACAGGCCCAAUCUUUGGACACUGCAACCGCAGUGCCAGAAGAGGAGACCAAAGAGCAGAAAAUCGCCCGCGAAAAGGCCGAGCGUGAGACAUUAAAGCUCUCCAUUGUCAUCGAGGGCCUCAAUGAGUCUGGGCGACCCUAUGCUCAGCCCAACCUCCAAACAACGUACAUGCGCCUCAUUUCCCUACCUCUGCGAUCGUCCGCCCCGGGUUCGGAAGGAGCGACGCAGCAGGAGGUGAAGAGGACCUGGACAGCUCAAGUGGAGGGACAAGAGGCCGAAAUUGGCCCACACCGCUUCCAGCUGCAGGAGCUGUAUGGUCUCUCUUCCCGCCCUCCUCCUGUCAUCCCUGUGCAGACUGCCGAAGGAGCAGACGGCGAUCCUGCCGUUGCGGGCGAUGGUGGUGCAGCAGACCUACCCGCUGCCACUGGAGGCGACGAGACUUUCGCGUUGGACAUGGACGCCCUUGCUGACGGGUCCACCGGCUCCGAAUGUCUCAUCUGCCUUUCUGCACCCACCAACACACUCCUCCUCCCUUGCACACACGGUCUCUGCCUAGACUGCUCUGUGCAGCUCAAGGAUUCGGUCAAAGCCCAGCGCGACGCGGAACGCAAGAGGGGUAAAGUGCCAAAGAAGAAGUACAAUUGCCCAAUGUGUAGGAGAGGAUUCACUAGUAUGCUGCAUUUGAGAGUGGCGGGUGACGAGGAGGAGGAGGAAGGGGAGGGGGAGAAGAAGACGGUGGAGUCAUUGGAGGAGAUGAGCUGAGGUCGGGGUCCAGGAAAAGACUUAUUCGGUCUCAGGCACCGAUAGUCCCUUGUUUCAACUCGUCGUGGAUCCGGGGCAUUCAGAAGACUGCUAUGUAUCGUUCUAUU